AACCGCAUUGUUACCUGAACAGGACACAUAAGAGCUGCAGAGCAAAUGUCUAAGAGUCCUUUUUUAUUUUAUUUUUUUAAUCAAACCUUUUCUUUUCUUAUGAACAUUUGAUCCUCACACUUGACCAAAACAGGAUGUUGAAGCUGUGUCAUGAUUUUUUUCAACAAAGCAACAUUUCCUUCAACAAACGGACACAAAUUAAAACCCAGACUUAAAGCUUGGGCUGCGGCAGCAGGUUGGAGCAGCACUCUGCUAUGAAUGGUCAAAGCCAGAAAAUUGAGAAUGGCGACAGACCUGCAGAAACCAGGAGAUGUCUGGGCUUCUCAGGGCGCCACAGCCUGUUCCUCUCUCUUGUUUUUGGAGUUAUGCUUUUUUUCUACUUCACUAAUAUGAGGGGCAUGUCGCCUGAAUGGAACCCCAAACAGUGGAUGCAAAGUCAUUCAACAAAACUUUUCAUCCCUUUUAGUAUGCAAAGUAAAACAAAUAGUUCCAGAUCUAAGGGGAAAGCUGCUGGUGCUUCUUUUGGAUUAGCAGAAGAUGCCACCACAGCCAGACAUCCACAACUUCCAUCAUGGCUAACAGAGAAGAUCCUAAUAGCCAAAGCUGCCCGGCAGACAGCGGCUCCUUAUGUGUCUCGUGGACUGUACUUGGUAGAGUAUCCCUAUGAGUACCACUUUACCAUAAACGAGCCUCAAAAAUGUGAGCAGGAGAAGUCAUUUGUGGUUCUUGUGGUACCAGUAGCGCCACAUAAUCGAGCACACCGUGAUGUCAUCAGAAGGACCUGGGGGAGCGAGAAGAUGAUUGAUGGUAAAGCAGUGACCUUGUUCUUCUUGCUGGGGAAGAAGACUGAAAGUGAUGCAGAGCAGGUCCAUCAGCAGCUUGUGCAGGAGAGCAAAGACCAUCAUGACCUCAUUCAGAGCGACUUUGUGGACUGCUACAAAAACCUGACCAUAAAGACCAUGGUGAUGCUGGAGUGGCUGAACUCUUUCUGCUCCAGCGCUGCCUACGCUAUGAAAAUCGAUUCUGACAUUUUUCUGAAUGUUCCUAAUCUUGUCACCAUGCUCCAAAAUGCUCCAAGGACAAACUACAUGACCGGCUUAGUGGUAUAUGAAGCACAGGUCUUGAGGGAUCCCAGUUCCAAAUGGUAUGUGCCCAUGAGCAUUCUCAGUGAUCCUGUUUAUCCUCCUUACGCUUUGGGUCUGGGUUAUAUUUUGUCUUUGGAUCUCACCAAAAAGCUGGUUGAAGCUUCCCAAUAUGUGAAAGCUUUUUAUAUCGAAGACGCAUAUUUAGGCUUGUGUAUGUACCACCUGGGUAUCCGUCCAGUAGAGCCCCCAAAUGAGUUCAGCUUCCACGUAUUUCCUCUCAUAUACAAUCGAUGUGAUUACUCCAAGGUAAUCGCCACCACAGUUCACGGAUAUGAAGAUCGUGUGAGCAUUUGGAGAGACAUUAAAAGACCAGGUCCGCACUGCUGAUAGGUUAAAUAUGUAGGAGACAAAUGAAAUUAGAUUAAAGCAAAAUUAGUACAACAUUUUAUAUUUAUGCUCUUUGACUAGGAAAAUUACCCAUUGUUCCCAUUUAACCUUAAUAUCACUGUACCUGUUGUUACUUUUUUUCUGUUUGUGUUGAAAUCAGAAUAUAGUAUUUAUAUAUUUUAUGUUAUUUUAUUUAUAGAUUUAUAGGGUUUUAAAAUGAGGAGAGCAAGGGUCCUAACAAUAAAUUCAUAAGAAAUGUAACCUCUCUCCACAAAUACAUCUUCAGUUUCUUUUAAAAAAAAAUGGCCAAUUGGUAAUGGCAUAGAGGUUCAGGGUAGAUGGUUCCAGAAUGUGAAAACCUGCAACCAUCUAAAAAUCCAUAGCGUUUAGUUAUUGUCUUUGUAACAUUCAAUAAAAGCUGAAAUAAUGAUUUUAAAAAACUGCCAUGCACAUA
This is a messenger RNA of Cyprinodon tularosa, 1926 nucleotides long. Its product is annotated as beta-1,3-galactosyltransferase 1. The record is from RefSeq and is a predicted model, not a curated record. Gene Ontology annotation, molecular function: N-acetyl-beta-D-glucosaminide beta-(1,3)-galactosyltransferase activity. Bases 255 to 1472 code for a protein of 405 amino acids. Gene Ontology annotation, cellular component: membrane. Lineage: Eukaryota; Metazoa; Chordata; Actinopteri; Cyprinodontiformes; Cyprinodontidae. The transcript has 2 exons.